Molecule: messenger RNA, 612 nt
Organism: Stegodyphus dumicola
Lineage: Eukaryota; Metazoa; Arthropoda; Arachnida; Araneae; Eresidae
Product: folliculin-interacting protein 2-like
Cellular component (GO): cytoplasm
Molecular function (GO): ATPase inhibitor activity; protein-folding chaperone binding
Source: RefSeq, a predicted model, not a curated record
AAAUUUUUCGUGUAAAAAUCUGUAUUCCGUAAGGUAUGCCUAUUUCUAAAUAUAGUAAUUCUAAUGUGCUUGUGAAACAACAUAAUUUUUACCAGACAAAAAUUCAGAAUCUGAUUAUUAUUUGGCUGUUUAAAUAAUAUGCUGUUGAGCAUAUUAUUUGUAUGUGAUUUUUAGAUUUUCAUACACUUUUUUAUGAGGUCCUGUCAAGAUAUCAAAGAUGUCAUUUCCAGCCGAUGAUGUCACAGAUAUUAUUAAAACUGUUAUAACUGAGGUUAUUCCAAAAACUGAGAGUUAUAUGGCUGAUAUGGUGGAUGAAUGGGCUUCAACAAUUGAUGAAAAGGUUUUAUGGAAUCUUUCCAAGUUGAACAUGCCAUUCAAAUAUAUAACUACUUGCACAAUCAUGCAGAAGAAUGGAGCAGGCAUUCAGAGUUCUGCGUCUUGCUACUGGGAUAAUACCUCUGAUGGAAGCUGCACAAUUCGUUGGGAAAAUAACUGCAUGUACUGUAUUGUAACUGUUUUUGGACUUAUUAUAUGAUAAAUAACCCAAAUUAAAUAGCCUCUGAAGAGUUGCGAAAUUUGCUACAGAUAUUAAACCUUUGAAUUUUCUUUUAA